Theileria annulata is the source of this 2397-nucleotide messenger RNA. RefSeq names its product calcium-dependent protein kinase, putative. Gene Ontology annotation, molecular function: calmodulin binding; ATP binding; calcium-dependent protein serine/threonine kinase activity. NCBI's taxonomy places the organism in Eukaryota, Apicomplexa, Aconoidasida, Piroplasmida, Theileriidae. Gene Ontology annotation, biological process: peptidyl-serine phosphorylation; intracellular signal transduction; protein autophosphorylation. Gene Ontology annotation, cellular component: cytoplasm; nucleus. The record is from RefSeq and is a predicted model, not a curated record. The transcript is spliced from 4 exons. Bases 1 to 2397 code for a protein of 798 amino acids.
AUGGGUGUUGUCCAAUCGAAUUUAAAUAAAAGGGAAAAGAAUUACAUAGUUGAACAUCUGAAUUCUAAUACUGUCUUAAAAGAAAAGGAUAACAUGAACCAAAACACUAAGAGGAAAGAUGUCCCAGCCUCCAACAACAAUUUUAAAUUUUUCUCCAAAAAUAGGUUUAAUUUAAAGGCAAAAAAUGAUAAGCUUACAAAGAGAGCGCAACCAAACGAUUCAAAAAGAACUGCAAACCUAAAGGAAACAACUAAUUCAAGGUCAGGAAAUACUAAUAACGUGAUUGAAAAGCCAGAAGAGUAUUUUCCAUUAUUUCGCUGGACACCUUCCUCAGGUUUUGAUGAUGAUUUGGUCUCGAGUUUUGAGAAACUAGUCUCAAUUAAGAGUGUGAGCUUUGAUGAUACUUCAGUGGUAUCGAGAAGGUCAGACAGAUUCAAAACAAUUACAAGAAUGGGUUCGGAUAUCAUUUCAAACUUAAAGAGAACACUAACGCCUUCAGUUUCAGAAUGCCAAAACAUCUCAGAACAUCAAUCUGCAACACAGACUCCAAAGAAUGAGAAGUUGGAGCAGAUGAGUCUUGAUGCCUUUAGUUCUAUAACUUCAAGUACAAACUACUCUGACGAUGUUUCAAUCAAUAGUGAAACAGGCUCAACGAAUGGACAACCGACGAGUUCACCACAAGCCAUAAUAUUUACAGAGGAGAAACAUGAUAUGGCACCUUCAAAACAUGAUCAAGUAGUUACGCACCAACAAAACGUGAAUUUACGCCAGAGAGAAGAACAAAUUUUACGUUACAGAGAUGAAGUUAUACACAAGAGAGAAGUGGAAAUGAGUAUCCAUGAGCACAAAGUGACGUGUAUUCCGCCAUGUUUUAGGAUAAACCCGAAGUCUGAGAAGGAAUUAAUUGAGAAGCCCAGUUACAACUCACUUUGUACCAAGUGUAUGCACAAGGAAGAUAAGAUCCCGAAGGGCUUUAAGGGUAUGAUCCUUCAACUUCCCACCAGAGGAACAGAGGGGAAACCGCGUGAAAAAUCUCCACUUUUAAACAGGUCGAAAAUCAUACCUCAAACAGCUCUAACAGACGGAACGAGUAUCCACGACGUGUAUGAAAUUAAGUCUGAGAAACUAGGCAACGGCAGUUAUGGAAAUGUACUCAAAGGAGUCCACAAAGAAACAGGAGCCGUUCGAGCAAUCAAAAUCAUACUCAAGUCCAAAAUCGAAAAUGCCAUGAGAAUGAAACGUGAAAUACAAAUAAUGAAAACAUUGGAUCAUCCGAAUAUAAUAAAGUUAUUUGAAGUGUAUGAGGACGCAGAGUGCUUGUAUUUGGUAAUGGAAAUGUGUGUGGGAGGCGAGUUGUUUGACAGAAUAGUAAGUACAAAUGGAUUCUCAGAGGCUUGCGCAGCAUCGAUCAUGAGACAAGUCUUUUCAGCAAUCGCCUACUGCCACAACAGGAAUGUGUUGCACAGGGACCUGAAGCCUGAAAACAUUCUGUACUUGAACAAUAAACCCUCGUCGACGAUCAAGAUCAUCGACUGGGGGUUCGCAACGAAGUGCUACCGAACCCACAAGUUCACUAGUCUGGUUGGAACACCUUAUUAUGUGGCUCCCGAGGUGUUACUGGGGAACUACGACAAGGCGUGUGACAUCUGGAGCGCAGGCGUCAUACUAUUCAUUUUGCUGGUUGGGUACCCUCCGUUUCACGGGAACAAUAACACAGAAAUCCUCAAUAACGUUAAGCGUGGGACACUUAAGUUCGUAGAGAAGCACUGGAGCCACGUCUCAAAGUCAGCAAUAGAUCUCAUCAAACGUUGCCUGCACUACAUUCCCAAGAACAGAAUCACAGCAGAGGAGGCACUCAACCACGAGUGGAUUCUCAGAAUCAGAACAAUUCCACUGUCAGUUGAGCCUCACAUCUCAAAGAGCCUGGCAAGACGGUUUAAGAAGUUCCUCAAGUACAACAAGAUGAAACAAAUGGCGCUAACAUGCCUCGCCUAUCACCUUAGUGAUCGUGAACUCGCACCACUCACCAACGCUUUCGAGUCACUCGAUAAGGACGGUGAUGGCGUCCUCUCACUGGCCGAAGUCGCAAACGGACUCAAACACUCUAGACAAUCCUCUUUCAACAUCCAACAAAUCGUCAAAGGAAUCGAUACAGAUCAAUCAGGAAUCAUAGAAUAUACCGAGUUUGUGGCGGCAGCAAUAGAUGCAAGAUUAUAUAACCAGAAGGAUUUUUUCAAGAGGGCGUUUAACAUUUUUGACACUGACCGAGACGGAAAAAUAACAAGGGAGGACAUGUACCGCGUGUUCUCAACCGAGUCAAUGUCUCCACAGAUGACGCAGGAAAUGGUCGAAGACAUCCUGGAAGAGGUACUGAACACUAGACUCAUUUAUGCCUAG